AAGCGGUUGGAUGCUGCCAGUUGCAGUCGAACACCCGCGCAGGAUGGAGCACAUUUGGUUACUUCUUUUGGUGGUUGCAAUCAUAGGUCUGGCGAAGGGAUUAGAUGUUGAGGGCAACAGUACCGUUAGCUCAGCUGGUUUCGGUUACGAGUUGACCGUGACUGGGUUAGAUGCUGUGAAUUAUAACAUGCAAAAAGAUCACCUUCGAUCCAAAGAAUACCAUCAGAUUAUCGUCGCCGAAAUUGAAGAUCUCCGGAAACUGGUGGCGAAUACGGAAGCUUUGGUUAUGAAACAGAAUAAUAUAUUGAAUAACAUUGAGAUGCAGAUGAAAAAAGUUAUUAGGAAUGCCGAAAUAAUAGAAGAGAUUCCCAUAAUGAAGAAUCAACUUGAAAUGCUGGCAUAUAACAUCACUCGAAUCCUGAGCGAUACAAGCAAGAUUAAUCGCGCUCAGCAAACCCUUGCCACAACGGAAAUGUUGAACGACUUCUUAUUGCAACAAAUGGGAGACUCGAUACGAACUAAGGCAACUAAGUCAUCAUUUACGAGAAUGGUGACACUCGAAGCUACGCAACUACCGCAGUCUUGCUUGGAUGUUGGUUCCCCUCGAUCCGGCAUCCAUCGAAUUCACCCCCAGCCGGGCUUCAAGGAAUCGUUCGAGGUUUAUUGCGAUCAAACAUAUCUGGACGGUGGUUGGACUGUGAUUCAAAAUCGUUUCGACGGGUCGGUAAAUUUUUACCGUGGUUGGAAUGAGUACGAGCACGGGUUCGGUAAUCUACGUGACGGGGAGUUUUGGCUUGGACUAAGUAAAAUCCACGAACUUACAUAUUCCAAGAAGCAUGAACUCCACAUAGUGAUGGAGGAUUUCGAUGGUAAAACCGUCGUGGCCAAGUACAGUAACAUGCAGGUAGGUGGUCCCGAGGAAAAGUACAUUCUUAAUAGUUUAGGAACGUACAGUGGAGAUGCUGGGGAUUCACUCAGCUAUGCGGUUACGCGGAAGUUCACCACUUUGGAUUCGGAUAACGAUGCACAUUCUCCCGAUAACUGUGCGGUGCAGUACAAAAGCGGCUGGUGGAUGGCAGCGUGCCACGAGAGUAAUCUGAAUGGGUUGUACCUGAAAGGAAAACGUGAGGAGUUUGCCACAAUGAUGUGCUGGAAGGCGUUCCGGGGAUAUAACUACGGCCUCAAACGCUCGCGAAUGAUGAUUCGUCCCGUUAGCUAGUAAAUACUAAUUUAUACAAGCACAUCUUUUCAUUCAUAUGGAAUCAAGUUCAAAUAAUACAUUGUAAGCAUACAGUUUAAUAUUAUAUGACGCAAUCUCAGCCCAGAGAGUAAUGAAACUCAUUACGCCGACAUACAAAACUAAUGACUGUAACUGAAGAACGCCCACUGUGAAAACGGGUAGUGUGGUAAGUGAUA
Armigeres subalbatus is the source of this 1416-nucleotide messenger RNA. Its product is annotated as ficolin-1-like. NCBI's taxonomy places the organism in Eukaryota, Metazoa, Arthropoda, Insecta, Diptera, Culicidae. The coding region runs from base 11 to 1219 and encodes 402 amino acids. The transcript has 4 exons. The record is from RefSeq and is a predicted model, not a curated record.